Messenger RNA from Didymodactylos carnosus, 4138 nucleotides. Lineage: Eukaryota; Metazoa; Rotifera; Eurotatoria; Philodinida; Philodinidae. The record is from the annotation of a GenBank genome assembly.
GUGAAAAAACGGGUUUUUCGCCUGUUACUAGGAAACAUUAAAAUUUCUAUAUCUCGAUCAAAUCUCAUGUUGUGUCAAGGAAUCUUUCAGGAAAGACUGGAAAAGGUUUUUCAGUAGGAUUUUGGAAAACCUUAAAAGAAUGCCCGGCUGGAAUUCACCUUUUUCGUCUUCGAUUAUGCUUUAUGAGCUGUCCUGAGCAGUUCCUGAAAAUUUCCUCGAGUCAGCAUGAGAUCUGAUCGAGAUAUAGAAAUUUUAAUGUUUCCUAGUAACAGGCGAAAAACCGUUUUUUCACAAAAAUGCCUCUGGCGAAGUUAUAUUCAUUUCUAUACAAAGACAAUGUUGCCACUAUGCUCACCCUAGUCGAUUACCUAUAUUCCAUGGCAUUUCGAGAUUCGCAGAGAUGCCUGCUCGGAGAUAGACACGUGCUCGGGGAAAGCGAGCUCUAUCCGAACGAAGAUAGCUGGAGAGCCGGGACUUGCAUAAUUUUGUAGAGUAACGUCCGAACUAUCUGCGCACGCAAAAGAAUCACUAACAUUAUAUGUUAGUUUUCUGAGAACGGAGCUGGUUUUCCAAAGAUCCUCUGGAAACCCGAUCUUUGAAGUGUUUUCAAAAGUUGUUUUCGCUUGCGAAAAGUUCUUCUCAAGUCUUGGCUAUCGAAUAGCCAAAAUCACAGGUCUCUAUCUCAUUCCUAUCAAAAUUUAUUCAAAAAAUGCCCACCGACACUGUAUUUUGGAAUGGAUAGUAGUUAUUGGAAUUAUUAGGUUGAGGAAAAAGUUCGUGCGCCGUGUUAAAAUAAUGAUUUUAAUAAUAGCUAGAAUAAAUUUGAAAAAAGAUUUGAAUAGCUGAAAGAAUUUCCGAUCUCAGGUAACCCUACAAAAGGCCCUAAGGGCGUAUCUUCUUGUUUUUCCGUUAGUUUUGCUGCUAUGGGGCUUUCCGUAAAUUGAUUCUUGCUCUGUGAGAAAAUGUCGUAAACAGCUCGGAGACGUCUCAAUUUCUUCAGAAAUGUUUGCUCUACACGAUGGACUUAUUUGCAAAGAAUUGCUGGAUUGAACUCUGGGACUUGGUUUUCUGAGAUUUAAGUUCUCCAGAGACCCUGAUUUCAGGAGUUUUGAUGGAGCCUUUGUAUACACCACUUGAGAUCGGAAAUUCUUUCAGCUAUUCAAAUCUUUUUUCAAAUUUAUUCUAGCUAUUAUUAAAAUCAUUAUUUUAACACGGCACACGAACUUUUUCCUCAACCUAAUAGUAGCCACAUUGUUCUUACAUACAUGUAACAGUCAAGCUUAUCUAAUUUUCAUACUAUUUUAAGUUCUUCUUUGAAUUUAGAAAUCUUUAUUGUUUACAUGAAACCUUUUCCACAUAAACUACUGAAAAACACAAAAUCAAUUUUGCACGAAUAGACACUCAAACCCACGAACUACAGUUUACAGUAAACUACAAAACUCAAUUCAGUGUUUCUAGUUUAUAUAAUGAUUAAGGUAAUUAUCUUUUUCGAACUUAAUUAGAAUCUAGUCUUCAUAGUGGUUUAAUACCAUUCUUUUUUUACGAUUUCUAUUGCUACUGAGAAGAGUAAAAUUUCUCAGAAUAGCUUUUUUAUAUUUAAAAGACGGUUUCUAUUUCUUCAUAAACCUGAAAAAUUUUUAGGAGAGAAGCGAUUACUCUCUCCUCUCUGUACUAAUGCUAGAAUAGUGGUGUAUAAUCGCUGAAUGCACGUCGCUCCUUUACUAAAUAUGUUUUUUUACCCAUUCAAAUUUUACAAUUCCACUACUCUGAGCUAAUAUUUUAUAAUGAAUUGAUUGUGUGGAUAAGUUCGUUAGAUAUAGAAUAUUUUCAUCAAAUACUUAUGAAAGAUUGAGAUCUUUACUUUUUGGCUGUGUCGCAAAAUGUAUUAAAAUAUGUAGGGUGAAAGAGCAAACAUUUCUGUACAAAAUACGUGAUCGAAUAAUAGUUUACCACUAAAGUUAAUGGAAUGGCACGCAAAUGUUUUUGGUCCUGGUGCCAUCUCUAGCAUCGCCUCCCCCUAACAAGAUCCUGGCUAAGCUAUUUUCGUAGAAAACCGACUUAGGAAUCAAGGUAAUUAACUUUCAACAAUUAAGAUUUCCGAAUCUUUUUCCUUUUUUAUAUCCUUACUACUGUUACUAUACUAUAUUAAAGGGGGCAUUCAUUUGUAGUUAUGUUGAUGAGCAAGAAUCCAAAAAAGAAAAGAAAAUUCGUAAAUCUUAUCUCUGUUUGCAUUUCUCUAAAACUUCGAUCGAAUCAAUGCCGUUUUCUACUGUAGUGGACAACACAAAAUAGAGAUGUAUAACUUUGUAGGAUCCUUUGAACUUUUCUGUCGAUAUUGCCUAAAAACACUGUUUAUGAAGCAGUCCACUAAAUUUUCUCAGAUAGAUAUCUUAUCCCCAUGAAAAGAUCAAGACCAGCAUAAUAUUCGUCUAUUCAUACUGCCAUUUUUCAUAUUUUUAAAGCUAAUGGCUAGGCGUUAAUUGACGGCUAUUUUUGACGGCUAGCGGUAAACAAGCAUAUAAUACUUCCACUCUUCCACAGAAUGGAAUAUCUCGAUUUCAAUUGCUUGAAACCAUCGUCAACAGAUCGCUAUAAACAGCGCCCACUACUGCAAAUGAAUUAGGUUAAGGAGAAAAGUCGAUUCAAUGCUCAAUGCAUUUCAUCAGUUUGCUUAAUAUAGGUUUAACUAAUCUUCCAUUUUCGGUAUGAGAUGUAAUUAUGAAGGUGUUGUUAUGCAACAGUAUGAAGACGAUAAUAGAAUGGCUGAAAUGAUAAUCUGUUUACGGUCAAAACUAGACAUCCGUAAAGUUUAUCUAUAAAUCUCUACUAUCAACGUGAAAUUUGGAGAUUUUAAAGAAGAGAGAUAUAAAUGAUCUGCAUUUAUGUGCUUGUUUGAAGGAUACAGUUAGUACAAUUUUAAUCGUGGCUAUCAAAAGUUUCUAAAACUACUGUCGAGUUGAUAUGAUUUUCUGAGAAAAAUAGAAUGGAAAUGUGUGUACUAAAAUGGAAUGUGUUGUGUAUCGUUAUAUACCUUGUUUUCUGAUUAAGAAAGGUCUAUUUUGCACUAGAGCGCAUUAUCUAUUGAACGUUUUAAGAUUUUUUUUGUAAAUUCACCUUUUAGAGUGUGCAUUUAUUUUAUUGACUAAUUAUGUUAGACACUGGAUUAGAUGAGCGGCGACAAGACUUAUUUCAAACAAGUUCAGGUGUUGGGCAUCAAUAUCGACCAGGCUAUUAUUUUCCUAGUUCAAAUUUCAAGCGUGUUCUUACGGAUCCUUUGCCGCCAAAAUUAAAUUGUGCUGAUGAAAUUAUACCGGAACAACAUUUCAAAAGUACAAAUAGUGUUUAUUUCGAUAAUAAAUAUCCACAACAAGAAAUUUACAAUGAUCAAAUUCAUCAUCACAAAAAAGCACCGGCUCAUUGGAAAGUGAAUUAUAUGACAGAUUUUGUCGAAAAGGCUCACGGAUGGAAUCGUUCAUUAACAAUGGGAAAUCAAAAGAGUGAAUAUAAACAAGAGUUUGAUGCAAAAGAAAACAUGAAAUAUGAGCUUGAUCGAAUCGAUCGGCAAUUACCAUAUUUGACAGAUAAAACUCAACCAGUGACAAAAGUUUUACUUGAAGAUGAAAAAAUAAGAAGAGCAAUACCACGGAAUUGGGAUCCUAGUGAGCAAGGUGUUUUUAAUUUACUUGAUCCCUAUUUGACCACUUAUAAUAAAGAACACCGUCGAUGGAGAAAAGACGAAUGGGAAGGAAUAGCAAAAAAAGAUCCGGUUACUUUCUGGGACACUGAAGAAUAUGCAAAAGCACAAGGAUUUGGCAAUACACCAAAUCAUCUACCGAUCGAUAGUGUUGAUCGUGAACAACUACCAAUGCAAGAUUCUGCAUGGUUUUCACAAUCGGCCAAAAUUCGUCAGAUACACGAACCACAACGUUUCAUUCCACAUAGUGGAUUAACCACAGAAACAAGCGAACAAUUCGUUACACCAAGUCAUGUAAAUGCAAAUGAAAUAAAAUAUUGUCCCUUGGUAACUCCCUUCGUGCAACCCUAUCCUUCUUCACCCUCUGCCUAUUGUGCACCUGACAUGUAUAAAAAAGAAUCAAUGAACAUCGGCAGUGACAAGCCGGUUACAGUGACAAGAUGA